AUGUCUGAAUUAAAAAUGUCUGAUUCAAUUGAUUCAGUAGACUUAAAAGUUCGAUUAAAUAAAUAUGGAUACAAGUAUAAAUUUAUUAAAUUAUCAGAACUGGUAGCUGACAAAAGAUAUGAAGUUACUGCUUUUGAACUUGUUAUUAUUAAUGGGUGGGAUAAAGUAUCUGUUGUAUUGGAUAAUAAAUAUAAGCUCAUUUUACCAGAUAGAUUUUUUAAGACUAUUUCUGAAAAUAUAUAUGAAAUGAAUGAUAAAGAGUGGUCUACACUUUACCUUUAUUACAGGUAUAAAAAAAUACUUGAUAAUGGAGAUUCAUACCAUCGUAUAGAGUUUGAAGGUAAUUCUUUUGACACUACUGUAAUUAAAGUAUUAAAGAAAUUAAAUGAAGAAUAUUACAAAUAUACAAAAUUAUCUGAUUUAAAUAUCAAUGAACUUUAUAAAAUAACAACAAUUAGAAAAGUAGAUACAAAAUAUGGUGAAAGAGUUUCUGUUGUUUUAAACAAUAAGGAUAUACUAUUAUUGCCCCAGAGGUUUAUUAAUAUUAUUUCUGAGUUAGAUAUAAACAGAUAUGAUGGCGAAAUGUAUAUGAAAUAUAAGGGUAAAAAAACUCUUGAUAAUAGGAAAACAAUCCAUUUGAUAGAAUUUGACAUACUUAACAUUAUUUUUUGUUAUUAA
Messenger RNA from Macrosiphum euphorbiae (potato aphid), 678 nucleotides. The record is from the annotation of a GenBank genome assembly. Lineage: Eukaryota; Metazoa; Arthropoda; Insecta; Hemiptera; Aphididae.